UCUCCACCAUGUGGCAUCUGAAGACGAUGCCAAACACUCCGCAACAAUUACGCUCCUUCAAAGUUGGACGCACGCUGCAGGCAAUAGCGUGCCCAUGGGCCAACGUCGUCCGUCUGGCGAGAGCAGUUCAAAGUCGGGCAAGCAGCCGAUGUAUCAAAAACGGGCGACCUUUAUCACCGGAGACAGCCCAGGGAGGGAGUGGCACAGGGACGACUCUCCGUACUCCCCGGAGCGCGACGAGCGGAUGUACUCUCCACAACAACAACAACAGCACUAUCGCUUCUCUCCCCCGGCCCAUCACCCACACUACCCACCUUCAGCUGAUUCGCGGGCAAGCCCGUACGCGCGUUCGCCCCAGAACGACAGCAUGCUCCUAAACGGAACACACUUCUCGGACGACGCAGGACUGGACGGAGAGGUGGCGGUGGAUCCGGCUACGCCGCCGCUGGCGUACUGGUCGUCGAAGCGGCAUACGAGUUGUGGGAACCCGACCCCACCACCACCCUGGUCGGCGAAGACCAUACCCUGGCGCGGCAAUGGGGCGCCCGGGAGACUCAAAACCGCCAACGCCGCGCUUGUGCUCUGCCUCAACAUCGACGUCGACCCUCCGGACGUGGUCAAGACGAACCCGUGUGCGGUGCUAGAGGCCUGGGUCGACCCACACACGAUGCCAUCGCAAAAGGCGAUGGAGGUCAUUGCGGCGAACUUGAAGCUUCAGUUCGAGGGGUUGAGUCUCAAGCUGAUGUACAAGGCGGUCCAGGAUCCAUCCUACGACGAUCUGUGGCGGACUUGUCAAACUCUGCGCAAACAGGCCAAGGAAGACGCGGUCUUGUUCCACUACAAUGGGCACGGGGUACCGAAGCCUACAGCGAGUGGAGAGCUGUGGUGCUUCAACCGGGACUACACCCAGUACAUCCCCGUUUCGUUGAACGAAAUACAAAGCUGGCUCGGCUCUCCGGCUAUCUACAUCUGGGAUUGUUCGGCCGCGGGCCAUCUGCUGAGCAACUUCAACACGUUCGCCGAACGCCGAGACCUCGACGCGAGAGUGAUGCAUGGGGGUCCAUUGGACGGAUCUCAGCCGUUCACUCAUUCGCUGCAGCUUGCGGCAUGUGCUGCCUACGAGCAACUGCCGUCGUGCCCCGAGCUUCCCGCGGAUCUUUUCACCUCGUGCUUGACGUCCCCCAUCGAUAUGGCCCUCCGAUACUUCAUCAUGCAUCACCAGCUGCCGAGCAAUAUAACGGCAGAUAUGGUCAUGCAGCUCCCCGGUGACCUGAAGGACAGGAAGACACCCCUCGGCGAGCUGAACUGGAUAUUCACGGCCAUCACGGACACCAUCGCAUGGACCACCUUUUCGCGCGAGACUUUCACCAAACUCUACCGAUGUGAUCUUCUCAUUGCGUCUCUCUUCCGGAACUUCCUUCUCGCCGAACGGAUUAUGAAGAAUUACCAAUGCACGCCCCACACCGAACCCCCUCUGCCACCAACCAAUACGCAUCCCCUUUGGGCUACCUGGGACCUUGCCGUCGAUGCGUGCUUGCGUCAACUUCCCGAUCUGCUCUCCAAACGUGAUUCAAAUACCGUCGUCCUCGACUCGACCGUGACAGUCACAUCACGACCAGGUCGCAUCGGGCAGAACUCGAAGGCCACUGCAGACAAGGGCUAUAAUUAUACUCCCAGCCGAUUCUUCGCCGACCAGCUGACCGCCUUCGAGGUAUGGAUUUCUCGCGGGGGGGCUGCACUCACCAAACGAGGGCCCAUGUCAUUGCCUGCAUCUGCAGAGUUGGACGAAAACGUCAAUCCGCUGUCUGAGACGGAGCCCGUGAAGGAGUCGCAUCUCGUUCCGCGAAAGCCGCCAGACCAGUUGCCGAUAGUGCUGCAGGUCCUGCUCUGCCAGCCCCAUCGGCUGCGUGCUCUGAUUCUCCUGUCCCAAUUCGUCGAUCUCGGACCGUGGGCUGUCCACUUGGUACUCACCAUUGGCAUCUUCCCGUACAUCAGCAAGCUGUUACAGGCUGCCGGCCCCGAUCUUCGGCCCGUCCUGAUCUUCAUCUGGGCUCGCAUUCUUGCUGUCGAUCCGAGCGUGCAGGUCGACCUGGUCAACUCGACGGGCUAUAAAUACUUUUCGAAUAUCCUCGGGGCACGAGAUGAGCCGUCCUUCAAGAAUGUCUCAGAACACAAGGCCAUGUGCGCUUUCAUUUUGGCCUCCGCGGCGCGUGACUACCGACCAGGCCAGGAUGCGUGCGUGAGUGCCCGGGUACUCAAUUUCUGCUUCGAGAAGCUGGACGAGCCAGACUUUCUGCUACGACAAUGGAGCGCCUUGUGCAUCGCCCAGCUGUGGGAAAGCCACGACGAGCAUCGUGCUGGGGCGGUGCAGCAGGAUAUGACGACCAAAUUCAUUCAGCUGCUUUCCGACGACUCGGUCGAAGUUCGAUGUGCAUCGCUGUACGCGCUGGGCACUUUCAUGGGCGCCAGCGGAUCGUCGAACCCCGAUAAACGUGGCGGCGGGGCUAGUGGACGGAUGGCCAUCUUCGAAUCCAAGAUAGACCACUUCAAGAGCGAAGUGGCGCUUGUGACUGGGAUCACCCUCGCGGUCAAAGACGACGCGAGUCCCAUGUGCCGCAAGGAGAUGAUCGUUGUCCUGAGCUGUCUCGUGAAGGAAUAUCGCGGAUAUUUCGUCGUCUGUGCAUGGAUCUAUUAUGAAGAGGACCGCCAUCGGAUGGAGGGCAAACUUUCGACAGUGACAGACGAGGCUGUCAAAGACUGGUUGGCCCAGUUCCCGGUGUCGGAACAGAAUGAGAAGCGGGUCUAUCUGUCUUCCUUCUUCACGCUGUUCGUCAUCCUGCUCGACCUGUCUGUCGACCCGUACCACGAAGUGGCGACGAAUGCACAGACCGUGCUCGACUACAUCAUCGCCCUUCUGCUCGAUUCGCCCUUCGCGCGGAUAUCGCCCUCGAUCCACUUCCCUCUGGCAUUCUCCGGAAGCCGCAAGCGCACGAACUCACACGCUUCGACGGUGUCUGGAUCCCCGAUGGUACCCCCGCUGUCUCCUGUCCCGCGCCCGGCGCUGUCUCGAGCGGAUACCAUGACGAGCACGAUCUCGAACGGCGUGACCAAUACGCUGCGGCGCACGUCCUCGUUUGCCAGUGCGCUCAAGUCUCUGGUCGCGUUUCCAUCCUCCGAAGAAACCUUGCAUGAGCCGGUCGAACCCCCACCACCCGGCGCCGUCUCCCGCCCCCCCUCGCCGACGCUGAAUCUGGCCAAGUAUGCGUCGCCGUACGCGGAAGGCUAUGCACCAGCGGACCAGAACUGGAGCGCACCGCCGUCGCCGCGGUUCAGCGACGCAGCAUCCGACGUGACGUUCCACGCGUGGAACGUGAUCGAGGCGCUCGUCGAGGAGGACAUGGAGCGGCUCAGGGCACGGCGCAGGACGGGCCCUGGGCGGCGGGGCCACUCGCACGGCGGGCCGGGGGCGAGCCCGAGCAGCAGCUUCUCGUCGAUGGACUCGACGGCGAGCAGCGUCAUUUUGGGGCUGGGGACCGGGACUGGGAUGGCUGAUGUGUUGCCGCUGAAGAGCACGUAUUUCGAUUGGUGCACCGAGUACUUUACCGAGCCGCAGAUGAGGCAAGCGGAAGCUGACGAGCCGGGGAGCAUUCAGUACAACUACCAGAUGUGGAGACUGAGUCGCAACGAUCUCCUGAUCGACCAGACGCGGAGACACAUCGAUGUUGCCGAAACGAGCAAGUGGAACAAGGUGGUCAGAUCGCUGCCUGUUUCAGGACAUCCUACAACGAUCAAAUUCCAUUCCUACGACAAACACCUGUUCGUCGCAGACUCGACCGAUGUCGUGAGCAUCUGGGACUGGUCGCAGAAGGACCGCUCGCACAUCUGCUCGUUCAGCAACGGUGAUCCGGCGGGUGUGCGCAUCACUGCGCUAGAUAUCAUCAACCAGGACAUGGGCGGGAUCAUUCUCACUGGCUCGUCGGAUGGCAUGAUUCGGCUGUACCGGAACUACGACCCCACAGUCGACCAAGGGCCUGUCCAGAUGGUUAGCGCGUUCCGCGGGCUCAGCGAUGUUGUGCCGGUGCACAAUGGAGCGGGGCUCGCCAUGAAUUGGAAGCAGUCGACGGGGAUCCUCCUCGCUGGUGGCGACUCGCGGAUUAUCAAAGUCUGGGAUGCGCAGACUGAGACGCCCGUACUGGAUCUCGAAACGGCUUCUGGCAGCCCGGUGACCUCCAUCGCAUGUGAGCAGGCACCGACGAUGCAGGCGUUCCUGGCAGGUUUCGGCAACGGCGAAGUCAAGCUGUUCGACCCGCGGCUCGAGGAGGACGCGUGUGUCGUGGCGACCUUCAACGAGCACGAGUCGUGGGUGCAGAACAUCCGGCCGUAUGCGGGGUCGCCGAUGCAGUUCCUGUCCGCGAGCCUGGACGGGAAGGUGAAGCUGUGGGACCUGCGCAACUUCUCGCAGUCGCUGCCGCUGCCGCGCCUGUCCAGCUUCACGCAGGAGAUCCACGCGGACGGGCUAGCUGCGUUCGACGCGCACUCGACCGCGCGGGUGUAUGCGAGCACGUCGGCUGUGAUGCCCUGGUCGUGGAAGACGCAGCGGCUGACGGUGUUCAAUGCCGAGCAGGAGCUGUCCAGCAUGCAGAUCCCCACGGGUCUCGCGGGCCCCCCGCCGCGGAACCUGAUCACGUCCAGACUGUGUGGGCUGGUGUUCCAUCCGCUUGAGAUGGUCUGUGCGGUCAGCGGCCCCGAGGGCAACGUUAGAGUUAUUGGGUGUAACUUUGAGAAAGUAUAGUAUCUGUAUGUCGAGUAAUUUCUUGCUUUUGUAUGAUAGGCGUAAGUACGUAGAGUUGGAGGCAAGGCUUGCUUUUUUUCCUGCUGUGACCGAGUGCAAGAUGAACGUCGGAAGCUUGGUGAUUAGCAGGGAGUUUGAUGUUUUCAGCACGAGGGGAUCGUGGAACCGGAU
Messenger RNA from Mycena citricolor, 4963 nucleotides. NCBI's taxonomy places the organism in Eukaryota, Fungi, Basidiomycota, Agaricomycetes, Agaricales, Mycenaceae. The record is from the annotation of a GenBank genome assembly.